Molecule: messenger RNA, 1627 nt
Organism: Plectropomus leopardus (leopard coralgrouper)
Lineage: Eukaryota; Metazoa; Chordata; Actinopteri; Perciformes; Serranidae
Gene: timm23a
Product: translocase of inner mitochondrial membrane 23 homolog a (yeast)
Biological process (GO): protein import into mitochondrial matrix
Cellular component (GO): TIM23 mitochondrial import inner membrane translocase complex
Molecular function (GO): transmembrane protein transporter activity
Source: RefSeq, a predicted model, not a curated record
UGCUGCUGGAGGUCAGUGGUUGACGAAAGACGAGUUUAGUAAUCUGUAACGAAAAUCCCAUUUUCUCACGCGGAGAAAUCGCUUAGGAUACAACCUACGCAUCAACAGGACAUCGUCGGUGUGUUUGGGUGAAUCCAGCAGCUCGUCUUUGACCCGUUUUUCUUGUAUUUUGAGAGUUUCCGACAGAGCUAGCUAGCGCUUGCUAACGUUAGCCACAUCGGCUCGGCUAGCAGCUAGCUCCCCCGGCUCCGGUGCUCACAGGUGACCCCCUCGGAUCUUCCGCAGCCAUGGACAACAACUCACAAGGAUCCGGAGGAAUAAAAGGAGGUCUCGGGAGUCUUUUUGGAGGUGGUGCACCUGAAUACUCCAACACAGAGCUCGCCGGUGUUCCGUUGACUGGAAUGAGUCCUCUGUCCCCAUAUCUCAAUGUCGACCCUCGUUACCUGGUUCAGGACACAGACGAGUUCAUUCUGCCCACCGGUGCCAAUAAAACACGAGGAAGGUUUGAACUGGCUUUCUUUACCAUUGGAGGAUCCUGCAUGACAGGAGCUGCACUCGGGGCUUUAAAUGGUCUCAGGGUGAGCCUGAAGGAGACCAGGGACAUGGGAUGGUCCAAACCGCGUAAUGUGCAGAUUCUCAACAUGGUGACCAGACAAGGUGCUUCAUGGGCCAACUCUCUGGGCUCAGUUGCCCUGUUGUACAGUGUUUUCGGUGUGGCGAUAGAGAAAGCCAGAGGAGCAGAAGACGACAUCAACACAGUGGCUGCUGGGACGCUAACUGGGAUGCUUUUUAAAUCAGCCAGCGGCCUGAAGGGAAUAGCCCGAGGAGGUUUGGCUGGUUUAGCCCUGUCUGGUGCCUACGCUCUCUACAACAACUGGGACCAUCUCACCGGCUCGUCGCCAUCCUCCAGGCUGUACUAACCCUCUCCCACACACACACCUGCUUCUACAUUAGGGCCAAAUCUCUCUCCGGGACACGCAGCCUUUAACCACAGCGCUAAGAGGAAUUAGACUUUGGUCAAAUGCGGUGUGCCUUUCAGGGACGUGUGAGUUGGUCCCAGUUCGCUGGUUCCACCUCCCCGUAGUCACUUUCCUUUUCCAGGAGCAUUCUGGGGAAUUAAAAUAAUAUCAGACUGAAUUCCAGUGGAAACCCAGAUGUAGGCCGUCCUAUGACACCCCUCUCCACCUGUCUUUGUCCUCAGAGGUAUUCCCAUCACUGAUCCGAUCAGUCAUGAGAAGAGCCUGCGAGGAUGUUUUACUGAGGUGUGUUUGUUAUGUCAUUGUUUAUGGGAGAUGUGUAAGUCUUCUUCGAUGCUAGUUUUGAAAUUAAUGAAUGAACCCGUGAUAUUUGGGUUGAAUGAGCCAAUUUACGUCCGGUGUGUGUUUUUCACCAGAUGAACGUCAGUGGAUUCAUGAACUGAUUCUGGACUGAUUUGCUUUUCUGUUGUAGAAGAGCGAAGAGAUUUUCAACCACCAUGUACAAACAGAACUAAGCCUCACGGUCAGUUCUGCUCAUGUAUUUAUUGAAGCGUAUCUGCAGUGGUUUCACUGGAAAGCUGUUUAUGUGUCUCCAUCAAACCGACUGUAUUAAAAACUAUAAUAAAAAAAUGGGAAAUGUUGACAAAAAA